AUGGACAAGAAGAACGACAAGGUUUUAAAAAGAAAACGCGAGCCUGACAACGAUGAGUUCUACGAAAAUCAGGAAAAUAUUGAAACGCCUGCAAUAAAACAGCAACGUAUGGAUCAUCGUCUGCUCAUUUCUUCGUUGAUGCUCAUCGAUAGAACCGCCAGCGACGGUAAUGGUAAAAUGUCACUUGGGCGCGAUUUCGUUUCGUUGGCAAUGGUAAUGGAUGAACCUGAAAUACUUGAUGUUGACCGUACUGAGAUGUGUUUCCGAGCAUGUGAGCAAGCGGAUGAACUCGCAUGUGCUGAGAGCGAACGCCGUCUUCUAACUUGGGCGAUCGACUGGACGAGGCAGGUGGCGGACAUGGAAGACGCUAUCAGCAACGCGGAUAAGAUCGCGCUGUUGCGGGCGUGCUGCGUGCCUUUGACUCUUCUGGAGCUGGGUGCGCGGUCUUGUGCAACUGCUGCACAAGCGAAAACAAGCUGUGCAGCACUGCAGGUCCUUCCCCUACCCAAUAAUACAUACCUGAGCACGGAUAUGCAAUCCCCGAAGAACUGCUUUCUAUCGGUGAAUGCUAUUCGUGCAUUGCUACAAUGGACCACGCGUCAUUUGAAACAGCUUCAACUGACGCCAAAGGAGAUGGUGCUUCUAAAAGCGCUCAUUGUGGUCAAUGUUGGUGAGCGAAAUUUCCCGAUUUUUUCAAGUAAGCUAAAGAAAGGUGAAGAAAUAAGCCCAAUUCACAAGUGA
Molecule: messenger RNA, 741 nt
Organism: Strongylus vulgaris
Lineage: Eukaryota; Metazoa; Nematoda; Chromadorea; Rhabditida; Strongylidae
Source: the annotation of a GenBank genome assembly